Pygocentrus nattereri (red-bellied piranha) is the source of this 5488-nucleotide messenger RNA. RefSeq names its product zinc finger and BTB domain containing 22a (gene zbtb22a). Lineage: Eukaryota; Metazoa; Chordata; Actinopteri; Characiformes; Serrasalmidae. The transcript is spliced from 3 exons. The coding region runs from base 1866 to 3971 and encodes 701 amino acids. The record is from RefSeq and is a predicted model, not a curated record. Gene Ontology annotation, molecular function: RNA polymerase II cis-regulatory region sequence-specific DNA binding; DNA-binding transcription factor activity, RNA polymerase II-specific; protein binding. Gene Ontology annotation, biological process: regulation of transcription by RNA polymerase II.
UCACCCAGUCAUCUGUUUUCUCUCUAAAAUACUGCGGCCUAUUUCAGCUUCUGCCGAUAGAACUAUCCUGUCCACCUUAAAUGCUGCACAGUUCCAUUAUGGGGCAUGGGGUCAGAAUGUAGCUGCUGCACCAUUUAAGGUGGAACGGAAAAUUUGAAAAAGAAUGCUAACUCUAGCUUUAUGCUCACAUGGCUGCAGAUCCGGGAUCGUUUCAUAGACGUUUUAACCGCUGUUUUCGGCCCUUUCAGUGUGUUUAGAGACGUUUUAAAGGCUUAAACUAACUAAUAUAGACAGCUAGCUGUCGUUAGCUAAUAUCGCUAAGCUAACGGCGUACAAAGCUAGUUAAUCACUUUAAACUGGGCUGUUUAAAAGGGGAAAUUGGGCGGUAUUUCUGUACAUUUGACAACAUUGACUGCUAUUUUUCUGAUUAAUUUUCUUCUUGGCAGGUUUUCCUCUUCUCGAGAGUUUCACUGACAGCUGUCAAAACAGCUGUUAGCCACGUUAGCAAGCUAAGCUAAGCUGAACUGGUCACCUCCUCAGCUUCAGUCCAGACCUGAUCCUGUUCUGAAGAAAUGGAGUUCAGUUUGGUGCUUUUUUCUGCUUUGACCGUCCUUUAGCUAAUAAAUUAGAGCAAAACGGGCUGUAUUGAGUUUUCCUGACCCUUAAGGAAAAGAGCCGGCCUGCUAACCGUGUGAAGUUUAUCACUAUUGUGAAUAAAAAAAUAUGUAACCGACGAUGUCCUAAUGGGAUCUGAAGUAGUGCUGCAGGAAAUUAGUGGCAUAUUAUAGUUAAUAAUAUCUUUUAGUUACCAUUAAGCUAAUAUAAAUUAGAAAGCACCUGGUUGUAAUAUUAAUGGUUCUUCUGGACUUUUUUUUUCAACAGGGAUUAUUAGAUAUCUGGAGAAAAACAUUCAUUAGAAAAGGAUAAAAGUACCAAACUGGCCAUCAUGUUGAUGUUUUUGAGGACUGGCAGUUGUGUAAUGUUUUGUCCUAUUUGUUCAUUUACCUAAUUAUUGAUGCCAGAUGCCUUCAUUGAUUUAAUUUACAAUAAAAAAUGAUCAUUAAAUAUGUUAUUCAUGUUUACAUUAGGGAAAAUAGCAGAAAACAUGAAACAGAAAAUUAUACAAAAGCAACUGAAUAUAAUAUCAUUUGUUUCAGUCCUCAGUGUGUUACUCUUUAGCUUUAUUCCAGCCUCCAUUCUUUUCAGGAGACUCACUUUCAGUUUCUCUAAUAAACCUGCAGGGCUAUUUUCCACACCUCCAUAGUUCAGUCUUAGAAGCUGGUUGAUCGUUUUCUGAAGUAAUCAAACCCAUUCAAUGGUGUUGAGGUCUGGACUCAGACCUGAGUGAGUGGUGGUGAGUCCAUUGUUCAGCUUCUUUGAUUGUCCGUUUGAAAGGGAAAAUUAAUGCUAGUGACUCCUUUGGGAGCAGCAUCUGUUGAAAGAACACAGCUGUAACUGUAAGAUUGGAGGCAUGGAAAAGUUGAAGUUGCGGUAGUUGCACAAAUGUGGACAAAAUAGUGCUAAAUUUGAUGUUGUACUUUGUGUUGGAGAUUUUAGUGUGAUUUUCUGAUACGUUUCCUGCUUCUGACAUUGAAAAAUGAAUAACUUCUACUUAAUGACUGGUUAUUCUAACUGCCGUAUAUUUGACAGUAAGUGUUCAUUUUCUCAGACAAACACAAAUAUUAGCAUAAGUGCAAAUGACAUGAAUGGGUUUGCUGGGCCAUUUAGAAGGCUCUUAUCUAGGAAGUCCAGUAUUAUUUGUAGUUAUCGAUUAGUACCUAUUUUGUCUAAUUACAAUUUCAUUAAAUUACAUCUGCUGGUGGUGGAAUAAAAAAAAUAAAUAUUGUAAAGUUACCUCCGUAUUUAUGUUUGUUUAUUUUCUUUAUUCUAAUGUAAGUGUUUUUACCAACAUAAACAUACAUAUUUCGUUGGCAGUUGCAUGGUUCAUUUCUUCUUCUGCUGCUGUAGGUGCUAUGGAUAAGGUGUUGAGUAGUGGUGGUACACCCACUGGUCCUGUGGUCCAGGUGUGUUUUCCCAAUGUGCGAGCGUCAGUGCUGGACAACCUGAAUCGGCAGCGAGAGGAGGGCCGGCUGUGUGAUCUGUCCAUCCAGGUCCAAGGCCAGGUAUUCAGGGCCCAUCGCUGUGUGUUGGCAGCUUCUUCACCUUAUUUUCAUGACCAGGUGCUGCUGAAGAACGUCACUACAGUGUCUCUGCCAUCAGUCAUGGACCCCCUAGCCUUUGAGAGCGUCCUGAACUCUGCCUACACAGGUCAGCUGAGUAUUGUGCGGGAUGACAUCGUCAACUACGUAACAGUAGCCAGCUUCCUGCAGAUGUGGCACAUCGUGGACAAGUGCACAGACAUCCUAAAGAGGUCACGGCCUUUGACGCAGGUCAGCCCCGGCGAGGCCAGCUCUUCCCGUCACCAGUCUCCCAGCAGCUCAGACUGCUGCCUGACGGACCCAGAGGAGCGCGAGCGAGGACAGAGUGAUCAUGGCCCGGCCCAGGAAAGAAAGCCUCUCAUGGGUGAGCACGGCACUCUACCUCCCCUGGCCACCUGGAGGAGACCCCAGCAAUUCCAGCAUCAGCAGGGCAGGUGGGGCAGAUCCAGGCUCUCUCUCCCCUCCCAAAACAGACCAGAAUCUCCCCCUUCCAACUGCAGCCCUGCUGGGGAAGGAGAUCCACCCUGUAGCCCUGAGAGUCUGUGGAUGACCAGCAGUGGCACCGCUGCAAACGAUAGACACAGAGUCCGUGCUCGUCUGAGGGGGCCGCAGGAAAGCAGGGAGCGAGGGAUGAGGGAGGAUGAGGAAAGGAGGCGAGGGGAGAGGUGGAUGGAGGCAGAUGAAGGUGUAGGGGAAGAGUUGGAGGAGGAAAGAGUGAAGGUGGAGUUGGAGGAGCGUGGCGCCGGAGGCUGUGGCUCAGGGGCAACUCUCAAAGAGGAGGGAGAGAGAGAGGGAGGGAGAGAAAGUGCAGAGAGGGACAGACAGCAGGAGGAAAAGUUUCUGUCAACUCAGGAGCCGCAGGAAUCGCUCACCACAGCAGGAACUGCUCCUCCCCCUCUCCCAGGGCCCUCUGCACGUGUUCAGUGGCAGCCUGAGGCUGACUGGUCGGCAAGCACGUAUACUCAGCCAGCCGGGAGGCUGCUAGACGAUCAUUCCAGAGCAAAGGACGGUGAAGAUGAUGUGGAAGAAGAGAUGGACUUCAGCCGUUUCGCGGAGGCAGGUUUUGAGGGCGAGACCUACGAUGAGAUUGAGGAGGGCACAGGACAGGUUUCACAGAGACCUUUGCUGCCUGUGUCACCUGGCGGGAACGCCACAGGUGAAUUUGUGCUGGGGCCUUCAGAGCUAACCUGGACAUCCGGAGCUCUCUCUCCCCCAUCACACUCUUCCUCUCUCCCUCCUUCCUCCUCUCCCAUCCCCUCCUCCUCCUCUCCCCCAUCCAUGGCAGGAGCACCCUACACAGGUAAAGUGCACUUCUGCCACUGUGGGAAGGCCUUCACAUUGAAGAGCAUGCGCGACCGCCACGUCAAAAUGCAGCACCUGAACCUGCGGCCCUUUGCUUGCCCUGUCUGUGCCAAGAGCUUCAAGAUGAAGCACCACCUGACCAAGCAUGUGAAAACGCAUGGUGGCCUGCGCCCAUAUGAGUGCACAUUCUGUGGCAAGAAGAUCAUCUGGAGGGAUAGUUAUCUCAAGCACCAGGCACGGUGCCAGCGUCUUGCUGCCAAGGUAGCCGCACCCGGGCAUCAUCCUGCCGACACAGCUGCUGAUGGCAGCGAAGCAGAGCCGGGGCAGGAGGAGGCAGGGUUUGAGUAUGGAGUUUACAUGUGUGAGGGGCAGGGCCAGGUGAAGGUGGAGCAGGGUGAGGCACAAGCAGAUGAAAGCUGCAUGGAGGGAUUAGUGGGGAGAAUUUCAGGACAGGACAGAGUUCUGAUGGAGCAGGUUCUGAAGGAGGAAGAUAGUGGUAGGUACACAUGAGAAAGAAAGUGAAACCUGCCGUUCUUAUCAAAUGUUUCCAUUUUUUUUGCUGCCAUGAGGUCGCCAUCUACUUUCAGUGUCCCAGUCCAGGCUAAUCUUACUACAAUGUUAUCCACUUUUUCAGCUCCUGAGGCAGUAAAUAAAAUGACAAGAUUUAAGGACUCUGUCUAACCCACAAGUCACAAUCCAAUCUGGACAACUUUAGAAAAGGUUUCUCCCAAACUCUGUCAGUGAUGUUCUCAUCUUGUUGCUAUGGGCGCUUACAUCCGAGCUCACAAUACUCUGUUUAUCGACUAAGGCACAGCUGUUAUAGUAGUAGCUCAAAGUAAACACAAUGCUUGACCUGCAGGAACAAGUAGCACAUUUAGUCAUAUUUUUUAAGCUGCAAGUAGCACAUCUGGCAACAAUGUUUCAUUUAAACCUGCACUAUGUAAAAUCAGUUUAUUAAAAUUGAAAGGAGUAGUAUUAUAGAGUCAGGAGAAGAAAAAACACUCUAAAAUGUGGUGCUUGUGAAUAAUAAUUUAAAAGCCAGAAGCAAUCGGAAGACACCUCGAAGCUCGAAGUCUCUUUGUAUUCAUUUAUCCACUUGGUGGAUCACCAAGGGGUCUGGAGCACACAUUGCAAAAGUGUUUUUCCCACAUGUUGCAUAUAAUUACACAUUUCCACCAGAAGAGCUAUCCAAAUCCCCCAAGUUUUUAUAGUGCAGCUUUAAAAUAAGAAAAUUAAGUUAAUAUUGAAUAAAAUUCAGCCAAUGGGUUUUGAGAGACUGCAAGACUUCUAACAUUUUAAUAAAGCCAUCUGAAUGAACUGUGUAUGUCCUACAAAACACAUGUAAUGUGUUCCAGUUGCAGGACCGACAGCAAGACAGAAAGAUGAGCAGCAUUUGAUGUUGCAAGUUUAGCUAGAACAACCAAGAAGAAGAGCUGAUUUUAGAUCAUUACUUUCACUCAUGGCCUACAUGUGCGCUCAUUAUGAAUGACUGAUGCUGAUAUGACUGCUGAUAAACGGUUGAUGUUGCUGCUGCCAUUGGCCUUAAUGGAUUAGCACAGGUAUUUCCACAAAGAAAGCUACAUGGGACAUUUGUGCAUGGAACGAAGUGCAGUAUUAAUGUACCCAAACAUAAAUUAUUUUCAAGUGUUGGUUUUAAUCAGGUAGAUGUUGGAGUUCAAGCAAUACUGUUCUAUUUGACAGGCUUUAAGCAUCGAUUAAACACGUGUGAAGAAAACAACACUUGAGCCUAAAUGACUCACAGAUAUUAAUUUAGACCAUCCAUCUAAGGAAAUGUAAGUUCUGUUUGUGGGCCACAUGUCAUGUACAUGGAUAUGGAUGUAAGACAUGGCUUUUGUUAAUUUGAUGUGAAAUUUGUCACUUCAGCCUCAUGGACCGUGCUUUGUGUAGCUUCAUAUGCCGUUCCUGUUCUUUCACCACUGGGGGGAGCGCUGGCAGAGCUUUAGUGCUAAAUGUCAAUCAUUUGUAUGAUACUAAGUGAUGUCUAUAAAUAAAGAUUUUUUUUCAGA